CUCCAACCGGAAACUCCGCCCACGUACCACCCUAACGCAGCGGCAGAGUCUCGCGAGACUGCUCAGGGAGUCCCAACUGAAGCUGCGGAGCGCGGGUCCCUGCCGCGGGAACUGACUGGGUAUUUCCGUUGUUGGUGUUUCGGCGCAGGAGUUAUAUAUUGAAGACAAUGUCUGGAAGCUUCUAUUUUGUAAUUGUUGGCCACCACGAUAAUCCAGUUUUUGAAAUGGAGUUUUUGCCAGCUGGAAAAGCAGAAUCCAAAGACGACCAUCGUCAUCUGAACCAGUUCAUAGCUCACGCUGCCCUUGACCUCGUAGAUGAGAAUAUGUGGCUGUCAAACAACAUGUACUUGAAAACGGUGGACAAGUUCAAUGAGUGGUUUGUUUCAGCGUUUGUUACUGCAGGUCAUAUGAGAUUUAUUAUGCUUCAUGACAUAAGGCAAGAAGAUGGAAUAAAGAACUUCUUUACUGAUGUCUAUGAUUUAUACAUAAAGUUUGCAAUGAAUCCAUUUUAUGAACCCAAUUCUCCUAUUCGGUCAAGCGCAUUUGACAGAAAAGUUCAGUUUCUUGGGAAGAAACACCUUUUAAGCUGAAUGCAGAGAAAUUCGGAAAUAAACAAUGUCACUACAAUGGGGUAUGCUCAGGAAUGUGUACAUUGUAAGUUACUUGAUUAAAUAGACUGGAAAAGUUUUACUUGUACUCUCAAUUUAUCUAAAACUAAUGAAAUUCCUUGUAUAUUUAACAAUAGUACAUUCGGUUCUUAGAAUUAUCAACAGAUCAACAUUUGCUUAUGAACAGUGUUAUUUAUAAAGGGCUGUAUUAGUAGUUUUGAAAUACCUUUAUUUUUUAAGUUGAGAAUAAGCUUUUGACUUUCCUCAUUCGGAUUGCUUGAUCUUGAUGUAACAAUCCAGAACCAAAUGUCAUUGUCAAGAUUUGGUAGACAGAUUUAAAACUAAAAGCGUCUGCAGUGAGGAAUGAAGUUGCUAGCACAUACAUGGGCUUAGCUAUACAUCUAGAAAUGUUAUAAAAAUGAACAGGCAGUAUACAUAGCACUACCCAAGAAGCCGAAGCAAACAGCUUUUGCAGUGCCAAAUGCCACAUGCAUGUCCCUGUGAGAGACUGGGAACAGUGAUCCUGCUGUCAUUCUAGAAUCCUGGAUCCGUGUUUAUAAAAUGGGAGCUUGGGACCAAAGUGACAGGUUAUGUCACUUAUAUUUACGAAACGAAACCUUGUAUUUCGUUUCCCUCAGUGUAUUAAAGAUGGAGUGAACCUGCUGAUAUCUGUACUAGUAAAGCAUUGUAAGGCAAUGGUAGCGUUAUAAACAAAGCAAAGCCUGCAUUACGUUGACAUUUGCACUCUUGGCCUUUCAGGCUGUGUACCAGACGGGGCGGGGUGGUCUCUUGUACUGUAACAAGUGUGGGAUCCUACUGUGAACGAGUAAAUGUCAAUUGAAAACCAACAAAAAUAACCAGAUACUUUCUACGCUAAUUAUAAGCACUUGAAUUUUCUUCUAUUCUGAAUAACUUGAGCAAGUAAUUCUAAGUUUGGUCUUGUAUCUUUGUGAAGUUGCUACCAUGAUUUUUUACCCCAUCUAUUUAUUUGAUUUCUUAAAUAAAGAUGUUUGUCCAAGA
Rhinolophus ferrumequinum (greater horseshoe bat) is the source of this 1628-nucleotide messenger RNA. It is a transcript of the gene TRAPPC2, whose product is annotated as trafficking protein particle complex subunit 2. Gene Ontology annotation, cellular component: TRAPP complex; nucleus; cytoplasm. The coding region runs from base 168 to 590 and encodes 140 amino acids. Gene Ontology annotation, biological process: endoplasmic reticulum to Golgi vesicle-mediated transport. NCBI's taxonomy places the organism in Eukaryota, Metazoa, Chordata, Mammalia, Chiroptera, Rhinolophidae. The transcript is spliced from 5 exons. The record is from RefSeq and is a predicted model, not a curated record.